Hydatigera taeniaeformis is the source of this 2997-nucleotide messenger RNA. Lineage: Eukaryota; Metazoa; Platyhelminthes; Cestoda; Cyclophyllidea; Taeniidae. The record is from the annotation of a GenBank genome assembly.
AUGCAAAACGUUGCUGCUUCUGUAACAGAUACUUUUGGGAACAUGAGACCAUGGUUCCAAAAAGUCACUAAUCAGGCCAAAACAACAGAUUCAAAAUACUUUACCACUACGAAAAAGGGUGAGAUUUUCGAACUGAAGGCCGAACUACAAAGUGAAAAGAAAGAAAAGAAGAAGGAAGCUGUUAAAAAGGUUAUUGCCAGCAUGACUGUAGGAAAGGAUGUUAGCGCUUUGUUCCCUGAUGUUAUGAAUUGUAUGCAAACAGAUAACCUGGAACUGAAGAAACUAGUUUAUCUAUAUCUCAUAAAUUAUGCUAAAACCCAACCAGACACUUCGAUAAUGACAGUUAGCACGUUUGUCAGGGAUUGUGACGACCCUAAUCCAUUGAUCCGAGCUUUGGCAGUUCGCACAAUGGGCUGCAUUCGCGUCGAAAAGAUCACUGCGUAUUAUUGUGAUCCGUUGCGAAAGUGUCUAAAGGAUGAAGAUCCAUAUGUCCGCAAAACCGCUGCAAUUUGCGUGGCGAAGCUUUAUGACAUUGACCCAACACUAGUUGAAGACAAUGGCUUCCUCGAGUUACUGAGGAAUCUCUUGAGUGAUAGCAACCCAAUGGUUGUCACGAAUGCCGUAGCUGCGAUUUCCGAAAUAUUGGAAACAACCCAGUCGGAUGCGGCCACGAAUCUUCUAAAGAUUGAUCAACAGAUUGUAAAUAAACUGCUAACAGCGUUAAACGAGUGCAACGAGUGGGGUCAGGUUUUCAUCCUCGAUGCCAUUGCAGACUACACUCCUUCAGACGAGAGGGAGGCUCGUAGUAUUAUUGAGCGUGUCAUGCCCCGUCUGCAGCAUGCCAACGCUGCAGUUGUCUUAUCUGCGGUCAAGGUGAUCAUUCGCACUCUCGGUUUCAUUGACUCGGAGUCUGAUUUGGCCCAGACCACCUCAAAAAAAUUGGCACCCCCUCUGGUGACUCUACUCUCAGCUGAACCUGAGAUCCAGUAUGUAGCACUACGAAACAUAAACCUGAUCUCUCAGAGGAACAAAGAUCUUCUUAAGCAAGAAAUUAAGGUGACCCAAUGUCUUUGCUCCUUACUCAUUGUGUUCCAGGCCUUCUUCGUAAAAUAUAAUGAUCCGAUUUACGUAAAGUUAGAAAAACUGGAUAUCAUGAUCAGACUUACGAAUCAGGCAAACAUCGCCCAUGUUCUUGCAGAAUUAAAAGAAUAUGCAAAGGAAGUGGAUGUAGACUUUGUGCGUAAGGCUGUGCGUGCUAUUGGACGGUGUGCUAUCAAGGUUGAGGCUUCUGCUGAACGCUGCGUCAGCACAUUGGUCGAGUUAAUAAAUACCAAGGUUAAUUAUGUCGUUCAAGAGGCUAUUGUCGUCAUAAAGUAUCCAAACAAGUACGAGAGCAUUAUUGCUAAUCUUUGUGAGAAUUUGGAUACUUUGGAUGAACCGGAAGCUCGAGCUUCAAUGAUUUGGAUUAUCGGUGAGUACGCAGAACGCAUUGACAACGCCGACGAGCUACUGCAAUCCUUCUUGGAUGGAUUUCAUGAUGAAAAUACUCAAGUUCAACUCCAACUCCUUACGGCUAUUGUAAAACUAUUCCUGAAAAGACCCUCUGACACUCAGGAACUUGUUCAAAAUGUCCUAGGUUUGGCUACUCUGGAAUCAGAUAAUCCAGACUUGCGCGAUCGUGGCUACAUUUACUGGCGCCUCCUGUCGACCGAUCCCACUGCAGCGAAGGAGGUCGUUCUUGCGGAAAAGCCAUUGAUUUCUGAGGAGACUGACUUGCUUGAACCCUCCCUCUUAGAUGAAUUGAUUUGCAAUCUUGGCAGUCUUGCUAGCGUCUACCAUCAGCCACCUAGUGCAUUUGUAGAGGGCAAGCAUAUCUCGAGAAAACAUCUCUUUGCUACUUCGGCAACUACUAGUAAAGGUGGCGAGGCUAGUGGAUCUCAACAGCCAACUACUAUGGUCAUUCCAACUCAGGAAACAUUGAUAGGAGAUCUCUUGGAUAUUGAUGCUGUGCCAAACACAGCUAUAGCACCAUCGGUCGGCUACACAGGCACUCCUAUUCCCGGGCUUGAAGUCGAAGCACCGGAUCUUCUUGGUGAUGGUCUUGACGACCUCCUUCCGGGCGUCACUCCGAAGACCUCUGCUGCAACGCCAACUGGUGCGUCCGAGUCCACCGCCGACGCGCUGGCGGACAUCUUUAAGGGAAUAAGUGCAGGUAGUGGGGUGUCCCCAACUUUCACCAUUCCUGCUAGUCACGAUCUUGCCUCUAUCGUGAUGACUCCUGCCGCCUCCACUACCUACACACCACCGCCGGGCAUAUGGUUGGAGUCUUCUCGGGGUAAGGGUCUCGAGAUCUCAGGUACAUUCAGUGUGAGUCCCUCCACCAAUCAGCCUCAAAUGGAACUCAUCUUCACAAACAACGCGCUCUCCCCUAUGACCGGAUUUGCGAUCCAAUUCAAUAAGAAUAGUUUUGGACUGGCUCCUGCUCAAUCCCUCAAUGUGCCCAGCCCUUUGCAACCCAAGCAGUCGGUCCAAGUGACACUGCCUUUAGGAUUCGGCAAUCAAGUUGUAAAGGUGGAUCCACUUAUGAAUUUACAGGUGGCGGUGAAGAACAAUGUGGGUGUCUUCUACUUCGCCUGCCUUGUGCCCAUUCACGUGCUCUUUACAACGGCGGGAGAGAUGGAGAAGAUGGUCUUUCUUGCCACUUGGAAGGAUAUUCCCGCUGAAAACGAGCAGCAAUUUGUUCUCGGUCCUCUCUCUUUGGAUGCGGAUGCCUGCUCGCAGAAACUACGCAACAAUAAUGUCUUCACCAUUGCCAAGCGCAACGUUGAUGGACAGGAUAUGCUCUAUCAGUCGAUCAAGCUUUGCAACGGAAUUUGGGUUUUGGCAGAGCUGAAGAUCCAACCUGGUAAUCCGUCGUACACGUUGUCCCUGAAAUCACGAGCAAUGGAUGUACAUCCUUACGUAAGGGAGGCGUUCCACGGAAUCCUCUCCAAUUAA